AUGGCGGACUUCAUUAUGCCUCGGACCAAUUGUCAGGAUCCCGACGUGCUAUCUUCGGACAAAAAGGCCAAGACCCGACCCAAGUUAUCCAAAGCACACAUUAACAUGGCUACCCUUUGGUGUCUGCAGUGUUUUCGCUAUGCAGUCCGCCAAUUGGAUGAUGAGCCCCCCGUCUUUGACGUGCCGUGCAGAAUCAACAUUGCUUGCCCCCAAAGCUGUGUUAUAUGUGCAGUAGAGGGAAAAAAUAUUCCCCAGGGUAUCCGGGGCCACGUUUUCGAACUGAUGGCCUUGAUCAAAUUCGUGGAGAAAUACUGGACCGACGACAUUGAAUACAUGGAUGGUGACAAGUCACGGGAAAAGGCCCUCGCGGAACUUGCCACCACAGUAAAUGAUCUCUGUACUGCCUUCGAUGACCUGGUCGAGACACAUAGAAAGGACCAUAUGCUGACAGGCAAUGUCUCUGACGAAGCUAAGGCUGGCUAUUUCGCUUGGUGCAAAGCUAGACAGCAUAUGGUCCGUCCCAACACCCAGUACAUCAAGGGGCUCCAUUUCCAGUACGCCCGCCGAGCUACGGAGCAUCUCCGCCUUCGAAUGGGUGAAGAAGCAUCAAUCAGCUGGGCCGCCGCGAUUUGUGCCUUCUAUCUAGCUGUCACUGCCACAGUUACAAAGUAUGUCACAAGCGGGAGCGAUGUUGAUUACAUUGAUGACCAGUUUCCUCUGGAGAUGCCUGAGCUUUGA
Penicillium mononematosum is the source of this 738-nucleotide messenger RNA. RefSeq lists its product as uncharacterized. Lineage: Eukaryota; Fungi; Ascomycota; Eurotiomycetes; Eurotiales; Aspergillaceae. The record is from RefSeq and is a predicted model, not a curated record. The transcript is spliced from 3 exons. The coding region runs from base 1 to 738 and encodes 245 amino acids.